AUGGCGCACCUAUUCGCCUCCGUGAAGGUUCUGCCGAUCCUGGCUGCUUCUGCUUUUGCCGCGGUCAGUUAUCCAGCGAUACCUACUGACUUGACAACUCCAGUGCAGCAGCGUCUUGCCGUCAACGGCCCCAAUGCCAUCUCCGUCGGCUGGAACACCUACGAGAAGCUAGACAUGCCAUGUGUUCAAUAUGGCACGUCUAGCAAUGCGCUCAACCUGCAGGCUUGCUCGAAUAACUCGGUCACCUAUUCAACGUCUCGUACUUACUCCAAUGCGGUCACUCUCACAAACUUGGCGCCAGCCACCACAUACUAUUACAAGAUAGUAUCGACGAAUUCCAGCGUUGACCACUUCCUUAGUCCGCGGGUGGCUGGUGACACAACCCCCUUUGCUAUGAACGCCGUGAUUGACAUGGGCGUCUACGGCGCCGACGGGUACACCAUUCAAAUGGACCAGACCAAGCGGGACAUAAUCCCCACCAUCGACCCGUCGCUGAAUCACACCACCAUCAGCGCUCUGGCCAACACCGUCGACGACUACGAGUUCGUCGUGCAUCCCGGCGACUUCGCAUAUGCCGAUGACUGGUACCUCAAGCCAAAGAACCUCCUCGACGGCGAGGACGCCUUCCAAGCCAUCCUGGAGGAGUUCUACAACCAGCUCUCGCCGAUCUCCGGCCGCAAGGCGUACAUGGCCAGCCCCGGUAACCACGAGGCGGCGUGCGAGGAGAUCCCGUUCACGACGGGCUUGUGCCCGGCCGGCCAGAAGAACUUCACGGACUUCAUGACGCGCUUCGGCGAGACGAUGUCGACGGCCUUCCCGUCGCAGUCGCGGGUCCAGGCCGCCAAGGUCAACGCCAACAAGGCGCAGCUGCUGGCCAAGCCGCCCUUCUGGUACUCCUUCGAGUACGGGAUGCUGCACUUCACGAUGAUCAACACGGAGACGGACUUCGACGACGCGCCCGACGCUCCCGGCGGCUCGGCGCAUCUUAAUAGCGGCCCUUUCGGCGCCGCGAACCAGCAGCUGGAGUUCCUGGAGGCGGACCUCGCGUCGGUCGACCGGACGGUGACGCCGUGGCUCGUGGUCGGCGGCCACCGCCCCUGGUACACGACGGGCGGGGACGGCUGCACGCCGUGCCAGGACGCGUUCGAGCCGCUGUUCUACAAGUACGGCGUCGACCUCGCCAUCUUCGGCCACGUGCACAACUCGCAGCGGUUCCAGCCGGCCUACAAUAAUACGGUCGACCCGCGCGGCAUGGACGACCCGGCCGCGCCCAUGUACAUCGUCGCCGGCGGCGCGGGCAACAUCGAGGGGCUCAGCGAGGUUGGCUCCAAUGUGUCGUUCAACUCGUUCGCGUACGCGGACGAUUUUAGUUAUGCCAAGAUCAGCUUCCUCGACACGACGAAUAUGCAGGUGGAUUUCAUCAGGUCCUCGACCGGCGAGGUUUUGGAUACGAGCGUCUUGCAUAAGUCUCACAAGCAGCAGUUUGUUGUGCAAUGA
Messenger RNA from Annulohypoxylon truncatum, 1497 nucleotides. Its product is annotated as putative acid phosphatase. The transcript has 2 exons. Bases 1 to 1497 code for a protein of 498 amino acids. Gene Ontology annotation, molecular function: metal ion binding; acid phosphatase activity. The record is from RefSeq and is a predicted model, not a curated record. NCBI's taxonomy places the organism in Eukaryota, Fungi, Ascomycota, Sordariomycetes, Xylariales, Hypoxylaceae.